Macadamia integrifolia is the source of this 699-nucleotide messenger RNA. Its product is annotated as glycine-rich cell wall structural protein-like. The record is from RefSeq and is a predicted model, not a curated record. The transcript has a single exon. The coding region runs from base 1 to 699 and encodes 232 amino acids. NCBI's taxonomy places the organism in Eukaryota, Viridiplantae, Streptophyta, Magnoliopsida, Proteales, Proteaceae.
AUGGGGAAGUUGUCAAAGCAUGUUGGAGUGUUGGGAAUAGUUUUGAUUAUGGUUGCAGUUGUUGUUGGGAUAGGGGAAGGACGGAAAAUUGAGAAAGACAACUUUGGUGAUGGUGUAGGAGGUGGUGCAGGUGCAGGUGCUGGUGGAGGGUUUGGUAAGGGUGGUGGAAUUGGUGUUGGGUCUGGGGGUGGGGGUGGCAUUGGUGGUGGUGGAGGUGCUGGUGGAGGGGCCGGUGUUGGUGGAGGUCUAGGUGGUGGUGCUGGUGCAGGAGGUGGUGCCGGUGGUGGAUUUGGAGGUGGAGCAGGAGGUGGUGUAGGAGGAGGACUUGGUGGUGGUGGUGGUGCUGGUGGAGGUGCAGGUGGUGGAGGAGGACUUGGGGGCGGAGGUGGUGCAGGGGGUGGCCUUGGUGGAGGUGAUGGUGUUGGUGGAGGUCUAGGAGGUGGUGCUGGUGCAGGAGGAGGACUUGGCGGUGGUGGUGGUGCUGGCGCUGGAGGAGGACUUGGGGGUGGCGCUGGUGCCGGGGGUGGACUUGGCGGAGGUGCUGGCGGAGGUGCUGGAGGCGGCAUUGGAGGUGGAGCCGGCGGUGGUGCUGGAGGAGGACUUGGUGGUGGGGGUGGUGCAGGAGGUGGACUUGGUGGUGGGGCUGGAGCUGGUGGUGGUGGAGGUUUUGGAGGUGGAGCAGGUGGCGGCGGCCAUUAG